Rhopilema esculentum is the source of this 1990-nucleotide messenger RNA. RefSeq names its product protein phosphatase PTC7 homolog. Lineage: Eukaryota; Metazoa; Cnidaria; Scyphozoa; Rhizostomeae; Rhizostomatidae. The record is from RefSeq and is a predicted model, not a curated record. Gene Ontology annotation, cellular component: mitochondrion. Gene Ontology annotation, biological process: protein dephosphorylation. Gene Ontology annotation, molecular function: protein serine/threonine phosphatase activity.
ACAUAUCAGCUCAGCGAUCUGUUGAGUGUUGAUCUUGCACAUUGCAGGGAAGGUGUAUGAUUGUGGAAGACUGUUGGACUGGAUAGUUCGUUAUAGCAAAUAAAACAGUUAGGACAGUGACAGAAGAUGUAUCGUUGCUUCUUUUAUCGCUAUGGCAAUGCAAUCUGGCAUCAUUUAUGGUAGAUUGAUCGUUAGACAGGCCAAGAAGCUCGUCCUAAGAAGCUUAGUUGGUAACGGACCGUCGUCUCAGUCAUUAAGGCUUGUCACUGCUUACUGUGGCUUUGCAAAGUUGAACAAUAAUCAACCGAGAAAGAAAUUCAUUUACGGCGAAGAUGCAUUUUUCGUAGCCGAAAAUAAAUUCGCUAAUGUUGUUGGUGUUGCUGAUGGGGUUGGUGGUUGGCGAGACUAUGGUAUAGAUGCUUCUAAGUUUUCCACAGCUUUGAUGAGAAAAUGUGAAAGAUUCGUAGUAGAUGGAGGAUUGAUGCAGGCUCCAACUGCCUCAGAAGUUAUAAAAGAGGGUUUUAAAGAAUUGUCUGAAGAUAAACCAGCAAAUUUCGGUAGCAGCACUGCAUGUGUUAUUGUUUUUGAUAAGCAAAGGAAUAUUUUAAAUUCUGCAAACCUUGGGGAUUCAGGGUUUGUAGUUUUUAGAAAAGGUAAGCUCCAUCACAGAACAACAGAGCAACAACACUACUUUAAUACACCAUACCAGCUGGCCUGCCCUCCACCUGAACAAGAAGGGACUGUCAUUCAAGACAGCAUCGAUGAAGCUGAUGUAUCAACAAUAGCAGUUGAAGAAGGUGAUAUUAUUGUCCUGGGAAGUGAUGGUUUGUUUGACAACCUAUCUAUGCAGCAAAUAUCAAGAGAAAUUCUUCAACUUAAGGACACAACAAAAGAGUCUUUACAAUAUCUGGCAAAUUGUUUAGCUGGUAAAGCAAGGAAGCUUGCAUACGAUCCCACAUACCUCUCUCCUUUUGCAAUCAAUGCCAAAAGAGAAGGACUGGACAUUAAGGGCGGAAAGCCAGAUGACAUCACUGUGCUUAUCUCCGUUAUUGCCUGUAGACAAGAUGUAUAGUGUUUUACACUCUUGUGUGAGAGAUUUGUAAAUAUUUUUGAAUAUUAUGACUUGCUCAUCAAUGCUUAUUUUUGCAACAUCACAAAUUUUAUUACUUAUUUAAUUACAAGAAAUGUGAAUUUUUACUAUUUCAUACCAUUGUCAGAUUGCUCUGUUAUUGUAUGCAUUGGUAAAUAACGACCCUGAAUCUUGCAUACCAUUCACUUUGUGAUGUCUAAAAUCUUGUUACUUUCUUAAUUGUUUAUGCGUGCUUGAAUAGAUAAUAAUUUCUUUUUUAACUUCUUCCACCUUAUUUCUCUAACUAAUGAUAUGUAGCAUAGAUCAAUGUUGUUUACAAAUUGACUGAAGUUGUCAAAAUUUCUGUCAAAAGUUUACUUUUAUUAUUUUAAAUUGUCCUAACAAUUUUUAAGCUGUUUUUUUGAAUAUAUAUUGGACUCACACUAUUUUGAACAGGAAGUUAUUAAAAGUUCCCAGUUGAAUCAAUUUUCAUUUUCCUUCAGUUAUUACUAUAACAUGUAUACUUUCCAUAACUGGAAUCAUCAUUUACUUGAAUCACUUCUACGUUAAUCCUUCACAUAGAAUAAGUAGGAUCUCACAACAUUCGUACAUGCAAAAUUAAAAAUUAGAAAAGUCUUAACAAUAAUUCAGUUCAAUCUCAUUUGGGAUUUCCUUAUUUCGACGUCAUUUAUAGAUUGUAAGUUCGAGGAAAAGCGGGUGAAAUAGUAUUACUAUUUUAAAUGCGUAUUAACCCUACAGAAAUGUAUUGACUAGUUCAACGCCCUUUUUUUUACUUUAGUUUGCCUAGCAAAAACAUUUGACGUUUUUUGGUUAAUAUGUUCAGUAUGAGAUUUGUAACAGUUUUGUUUUUGUGGGAAUUCAAUAAUGAAAGUUACACACAAUUUGUCUCUUUCCUUUUUG